Messenger RNA from Lingula anatina, 4289 nucleotides. RefSeq lists its product as uncharacterized. Gene Ontology annotation, molecular function: ATP binding; protein serine/threonine kinase activity. Lineage: Eukaryota; Metazoa; Brachiopoda; Lingulata; Lingulida; Lingulidae. Gene Ontology annotation, biological process: protein phosphorylation. The record is from RefSeq and is a predicted model, not a curated record.
ACACUCCGUCAGCUGAUCAGCAAUGGUGAGCUGAUCUUGUUCCUGGGAGAACAAGCCUCAUGUCUUCCACAGCCGGCUUCAGUGGAGGACUGGUGGAGACACCUAGGGGACUUGGACAAAGAGGAUGCAGUUAGCAAGAUAGACCAGUUGGAGUCAAAUAUGAGAGAGAACCAGCAAUGGCUGCACACCAUCCUCAGAACGUUGGGCAGAUUUCCAAUAAUCUUCAAUGUCAACCCUGACCGCCUGGUUGAGCACUACCUUAUCAGACCAGGCGAUAAUGUCCAGACUGUUAGAUUAGAUAGGGUUGGAAGUCUGUCUGGUACAUGGCCCAAUGACCACAGAGUUCUACUUAUCAAGUGUUUUGGAGAUGCUUCUUAUGAUGCAAAAGACAAGCUCACGUCUGCUAGUAAGAACUACAUGGAGACCUUUCACUCCAUGGCAUCUGAGGAGACAGCAUUUGUAGAAAACCUUUUCCACCAACACAGUAUUCUGUUUCUUGGUUGUGAAAAAGACCACCCUCUACACAAGGCAUUCAUGGAAAGAUUUGUAAAACAUUCCAAGGGUCAACAUUAUCUCUUUCAACGAGGAACCACAUCAAGCUAUUUCCAAGAUGACCAUUUGACAACCAUCCAAACAGACAUGGAAAUAAAUGAAUUUGCCCAAUAUCUUACUCCAGGGAGUACAGAGUUCAAGAUAAGGGCACCCGGAGAGGUGUAUGAGCACUCCUACCUACCCACCCAGAGAGAGCAGUACUUAAAAGCUCAGUUAACUCUAGAAGCAGCAGCCUCUGAGAUAGGAUUCCAUACAGCUAAAGUCACCAAUGCUUUGGCCACAGAUGAGGCACUAGAGGCAGAGUCAAGGGGAAACUUAGAGAAAAUGUUUAAGAAUGAUCCUUUCAUUGGAGAAUAUGAUGCAAGAACAGUACAAGGAGCAAUGGAUGCCAUGAAAGGAAGACGAGACAAUUUAUUAAAGCUCAUUCAAAAUGGAGUAAGGGUGACAGCAAUCUUCAGAUUUGACACUUUUGAAAAAGACAUUGUUGAUACCUCUACCAAAAAGGAUGUCCGCCAGAGAAAUGUGAGGAAAUAUGCCUCUGUUUUACUGCAGUCACGUUCUGUUCUAAAUAACCAGAGUAUGCUGGAGCUGAGAGUAGUGCAGGACAUGAAUGAAGAGCAGACAAAAAGGAUGAAGGAACAGUAUGCUGUUAUCAGAUUGAAGGGAAGCUCCGAUGAAGCUAUUGCUUAUGCCUCACCUGCUGUUGAAGGCAAGAAAAAUGUCAGCAUCAAUUUAAUCAGUGUUAAUGGUACUGAGGCAGCCAGAAAGCGUAAGAUAUUUGAGGAAAGCAGAGAAGCUGCGUGGGACCAUGAGAAGUCCAUGUUGAAUCUGACCACUGCACUGCUCCAAGCCGAUCAGGAACUGAAAGCCAUCAGUACGGAAGACAGAAAUAAACUUCAAAGGCUUUACAAUGUCCAGAUGUUGACAAAGACUGAAAUUGAACCUGGGACAUGGGAGAAGCUGGGUGAAGGAAGCUUUGGUGCAGUGUUCAAGGUACAGUGGAAAGGAAAAGAAAUGGCCUACAAAGUCUUGCAGAAGAUAUCAAAAGCAGAUGAUCUGGAGGAAUUUGAAGGAGAAUACCAGAGCUUGAAGAAAAUUCAUCAUCCAAAUAUCAUCUCUGUAGCAGAGAUGUACCGCACGGACAAUCCUAUCCAGUUAGGUAUUUUGAUGGAGUACAUGUCAGGGGGCAGUGUCAGGGAUGUGAUGAACAGGAACCCAGGUCAAGGUCAGAGCAAGGACUUUGUCUCCAGGCUAGCCAUGCAAGUAGCGCAUGCUUUGGAUUAUCUGCAUUCCCUGAAGCCAGCCAUAAUACACAGGGAUAUUAAGGCAGAUAACAUAUUUAUGACAGCAGACAAACAGACCUUCAAGUUGGGUGACUUUGGUCUUUCAAGGAUUACCUACAGUACAUACCAGACUAAGACCAUGGGCUGGGGCUGUUACCGCUACAUGGCACCAGAGAUGGGAAGAACACAAAAAUAUUCACCCAAAGUAGAUGUAUAUGCUUUUGGUCUGCUGUUGGUGGAGGUGAUUACAGGCAAUAUAGCAUUCAGUGAAAUAAUGGACAACAGUGAAGUGUUCAAGAGAAUAGCUGCUGGUCAGCUGCCAGUGGAAGUGCCAGAGGAAUGUGAAAAAGUCCAUGGUCUCCAGAUGAAGGCCACCAUAUCUGCCUGUGUCAUUGCCAAUUCCAACCUGCGGCCUAAGAUGAAGGAUGUCAUCAAGAUGUUAGAGGGAAAGCUGACAAAGUUUCAGAAACAUGAAGAAGUGGAGCUGCUUUGUCUGGGAACUGGAAAAGGGGCAACUGCUGUUCAGGAUGGAGAACCCAGUUCUUCUUUUGUCAUUCUCCACAAUGGCAAACCUGUACUCCUUGUAGAUAUAGGUUACUUGGUCAUGAUGCAGUACCAGCAACUUGUUGGCAAAGAACCAGUUUUCAACAUGUUCAUUACCCACAACCAUUCAGACCAUGCUGGUGAACUGCCAGUGUCUAUGUGCAUAUUUGUACCCACAUUGAUGAAACGGGGUUACACCAAAAGUCCCUUCAAGAUCUUUGCUGGAUCAGAAACUAUGCCAAAGCUCAUAAAUCACAGAAUGGAUGAGGCUUACUCUAUGCCAGGUCUUAAUGAUCACAAAAAGAUUGCUGACUGGCGGACAUGUUCCCCAGGAGAGAGGGAGACCAUUGAUGAUAAUGGCCUGUUUUCCUUGGAGACUGUUAAAAGUCAACAUUCAGAAGUUGGUUAUGGGUUUGUGCUGUACUACAAAGGGUCUCCAAUACUGGGCUACUCGGGAGACUCUGGCUUUGUCAAGGAACUGUAUGACAAAAUAUACGAAGCUCCAACAGUGAUUGUCGAUGGCAGAGAAAGAGGCACUUGGGAGCAUGCAGGAUUUGACGAAAUUAAGGAAUAUACCAAAACUAGCAAGCACGAGUUUGUGUAUGUUACUGGAUAUGGAGCACCCCGAGAGUCACCUGGUGACAAGUACCUCCCAUCCAUCAAACCACUUGAGAUUGGUCAGCAGUACCCCUUGGUGUCAGCGGGUCAAAUGGCUGAUGGGCAGGGUCCAGACCCUGCUGGCCAGGGAACAGGCGACAUCCACCCUGGCAGUGGACAAGAGCAAUAUCCUACACCUCACAAGGCAGUGCAGAGUCUGGGGCAGUGAACGUCCGAAUAAGAAAGUUUUAAUUGAAAUUAUCAUUUAGACAAGAGUUGAACGUUAAUUCAUACGAAAAGACAUUCCAUAAAUUGAUUAACUUUAUUAUGUGAAGUUCAAUGUUGGUCUCAUCUUGGGGAACAAGCGUUUUAGUCUACUUUGAUCCAGAUCCAGAAUAAAUCAGAAGUAGUCCACUUUAAUGAACAGAAAAACAAAGGCCAAUGUUUUAGCCUACUUUUUUGUCAUUGGAGUGAAUUGCACCGAUUUGUCCUCGUUUUUUGAUGAACAUUAUUAGUUUUGAAGUUAGCACCAACAUUUGAAUUAAAGUUUUUUUGUGAAAUGGGUUCUAGGAUUUGUUUAGGCAAAUCAACAUCCCUAGGUUAACAGAUUGCUCACUAUAUAUGGGAUUUAUACAUCUAAGGUAUUUGUUGGGGUUUUUAUACCCUAAGCUUCAGGUCUGAUGUUGACUAUGUCAAUCACAAAGACAUUUCAGGGUUCCAUAAAAGGGUAUUCAUCUUUCUAAAAUUUGUGAUUAAGGCAGUCAAACACUACUGACAUUCAAACAUACCAGACAAGAAUUUAUGGACAUUUGAAAAUGAAAAAAAUUUGCCUACUUCAGCCCUGACACUCAGGCAAGGCUUUGUGUGGCCUGGUGAUGUCUAUUUCUAUAUAGAGAUUGUGUACAAUGCUCCUAAUUCCCUGUACUAUAAAACAUGUUUUUCCAGUAUGUCAUAACCUAAAUAAAUCAAAAAUGUUACUAAAUUAUUAAAGAUAAUGUUAACUUUGAUUUUAAUCCAAGUUGAAGAAAAGGGGAAGCAAACUAUGAUUAUUUAAUGAUUAAUGACAAUUUCUCAAAUUUUGCCACUAUUAAUUAUUUAAUGAUUAAUGACAAUUUCUCAAAUUUUGCCACUAUUUUCAGUAGAUGUAUGUGAGCAUAAUGUUUAGGUAAAAGAUUUCAAUAAUCAUGUGGUAAUGAAAUGGUCUGGUCUUUCAGUCAAAACAUGUUCAAAUUGAAAUUUUACAGAAUCCAUGACAUUAGAAAAGUAAAUAUUUGUAUUAUGAUGAUGCACUGCAAUAAAGGCCACAAAUUUACG